UGAUGGAUUCGCCCACCUGAUAUGUUCCCGGUCACAUGACAUGUCCGGUGGCCUGCGCGAGCGUUGCUGAGCCCCUGCAUCCGCCUGAGAAUUGAGUAUUAAACAUUUCAAAGGAAGAUGGCAGAUGACUUGAAGAGAUACCUUUACAAGCAGUUGCCUAGUGUUGAGGGCCUUCAUGCCAUUGUGGUAUCUGACAGAGAUGGAGUGCCUGUGAUUAAAGUUGCUAAUGAUAAUGCACCCGAGCAUGCACUGAGACCGGGAUUCCUCUCCACCUUUGCUCUUGCAACAGAUCAAGGAAGCAAGCUGGGACUUUCAAAGAAUAAGAGCAUUAUUUGUUAUUACAAUACUUACCAGGUUGUGCAGUUUAAUCGGUUGCCCUUAGUUGUUAGCUUCAUAGCCAACAGCAAUGCUAACACAGGAUUGAUUGUCAGUUUGGAGAAAGAGCUUGCACCAUUGUUUGAAGAGCUGCGUCAGGCUGUGGAAGUUUCAUGAAGAGCCAAAGCCGGCAAAUAGAACAUCUCAAAGAUUGUGAACUUAUUGGCACAGCGUGCAGUUUUCAGGAUUUCAAGUGAUGCUCUUAAAGGCACUUCAAGUUUAAAGCAUCCUAAAAUGCAAAUUGGAACAUCGAUGACUAAGUUUUGAUUGACAGUAUUUACUGCAUUCAGCUGUUGCUGUCCUUGAUACCUUCCUGCCACUAAUGAUAUGUGGUGUUUAUGAAAAAAAAUAGUAUCUGUGGUAUCCUGAAUUCAUGGGCUCUAAUUGAUUUAUUUUCAAGGCGGAGGGAAGAGGAAAAUACUAUAACUGGCUUUAAAUUAAUUUCUUUGUCUGGUUUUAAUGCCCAAGCUGAGCAUCUUGUUACGAAAGUGAUGCACAGCUGCAAAACCUGUUGGUGUGUCCAUUCACUCUUACUUGUAAAUGAAAAACCAAGAAGUGAUUAUCAUUCACUGAGCGCAAUAUGAUUUGGAAUAAAACAUGAGUAUUUAAAGCUG
This is a messenger RNA of Hemiscyllium ocellatum (epaulette shark), 989 nucleotides long. RefSeq names its product late endosomal/lysosomal adaptor, MAPK and MTOR activator 3 (gene lamtor3). NCBI's taxonomy places the organism in Eukaryota, Metazoa, Chordata, Chondrichthyes, Orectolobiformes, Hemiscylliidae. The coding region runs from base 118 to 492 and encodes 124 amino acids. The transcript has 7 exons. Gene Ontology annotation, biological process: positive regulation of TOR signaling; cellular response to amino acid stimulus. Gene Ontology annotation, cellular component: Ragulator complex. The record is from RefSeq and is a predicted model, not a curated record.